AUGUCAACUGAUGAAAUUAAUAAUUUUAUGAUGAUUACGGGUACAGGGGACUCAGAAUUGGCCAGUCAGUUUUUAGAAAUGGCAGGGUUCAACCUUGAUACAGCAAUUUCAUUAUAUUUUGAACAUGGUGGCAAGUCUCUGUUAAAUAGUAAUACCAAUAAUCAAAACGAUAACAAUAACGACGAAGCACCUUCUAAUAUAGUGAAUGUUGAUUCGGAUGCUGAAUUAGCUCAAAGGUUACAAAAUGAAGCUUAUAAUACCCCACAACCUGGAGAUACUGGAUACAUUAGACCACCAGAUGAAGCAAGACACGAAACAUUGGCUGAGACUCAUAUUUUCCCCGGAACAUACGGUGGCGUCGGUGGGGCAUUUCAACAUUUACGCCGUCAAGUAAACGAUAGUUCUGACAUUUUUGAUAGUUCACGACCAGUUGGUGUAUUUAACCAAAGGUUUGAAUCUAAUGAUAGUGAUUCAGACUCAGACUCAGAUUCAGACUCCGACGUUUCAAUUCAAGAAGAUGCUGAAAAUUUAUAUGAAUAUGUGGAGGAACCAGCUAUUGAAAUAACUGAAGAUGGAGAAGUUAGAGAAUAUACUAAGCUUAUAAAAAAAACAAGAAAUAUCACAAAAGAGGAAAGGUUGGCGAUGUUAUUCAGACCUCCUUUUGAAAUAAUGUCUAAAAUAGAUCUCGAUAGGGCCAAGAAUAAAGCAAUGAAAAAGAAGAAAUGGAUGAUGAUUAAUAUUCAAGAUGUGGGUAUCUUCCAAUGUCAGGCAUUAAAUAGAGAUUUAUGGUCAUCUAAAAUAGUUAAGAAAUUUAUUAAAAAAAAAUUUAUUUUUCUACAAUACCAGUACGACUCCAGAAAUGCUCAACAAUAUAUCCAGUUUUAUAACUUACAGAAUAAAGAAAAUCUACCACACAUUGCUAUAUUGGACCCUAUAACUGGUGAAAGAUUAAAACAAUGGAAUGCGAUUGUUCCUAAAGAAAAUGAGUUUAUAAAUGAAGUCGAAGAGUUUUUAUCCAACUUUUCAUUAGACCCAAGCACAGUCAAUCCAAUUGUCAAUGAGCCUGCUCCAAAACUCGAUCCAACAAUUUUAUCGGAAGAACAACAAAUGGAAUUUGCUAUUAGGCAAUCCAUGGGUCUCUCAUCUGAAGAAACCUCAGAAGAAUAUAAGCCUUCACUGAAAACAGAUAACGUUAAGGAUAAUGAGCCUGUAGAGGAGAAUGAUGAACAAUUCGACGAGAAGGAAAGCAGUAUCCUUGCUUCAAUUAACCCAGUCGAACAUAUAGAACCACCAAAUAGACCAGGCAUAACAACUAGGAUCCAAAUACGAAUGGGCAAUGGCCAAAAAAUUGUUAGGAGAUUUAAUGCCACCGAAGAUAAAGUUCGUACAAUAUACGAAUUCAUAAAACAUGAUUUAACCGAAUAUAGUGACGUAGAGUUCACUCUAUCCGACCAUCAACGUCAUGACUUAAUUGAUAAACUAGUUAUGACCAUAGACGAAGCUGGAUUGAAAAAUAGUUCCCUUCUAUUGGAAAAAGUCCAAGAGGACUAG
This is a messenger RNA of Tetrapisispora phaffii CBS 4417, 1551 nucleotides long. RefSeq names its product DNA protein crosslink repair co-factor UBX5 (gene UBX5). Gene Ontology annotation, molecular function: ubiquitin binding. Gene Ontology annotation, cellular component: nucleus. Gene Ontology annotation, biological process: proteasome-mediated ubiquitin-dependent protein catabolic process. NCBI's taxonomy places the organism in Eukaryota, Fungi, Ascomycota, Saccharomycetes, Saccharomycetales, Saccharomycetaceae. The record is from RefSeq and is a predicted model, not a curated record. The coding region runs from base 1 to 1551 and encodes 516 amino acids. The transcript has a single exon.